CGGCCGCCUUCUCCGACGGCCUCCCCGCCUCGGCCGCAGCAGAAAGCCUCGGGGGGCGUCGACUGCCCGGACGGGGCGGAUCUGGAAGGGCCUACGCAGGAGAAGGCAGUGGCGGUGGCAGCAGUGGCAGCCCCCGGGGGACCCCUUUCGAUCCCGGGGAGGAACAGAGCGACCUUGGAGACUGGACCUCUUCCGCCCACCCUAUACGUGCAGCUGCACGGAGAGACCACCCGGCGCCUGGAAGCGGACGAGAAGCCAUUGCAGAUCCAAAAUGACUACCUCUUCCAGUUAGGAUUUGGGGAGCUGUGGAGGGUACAGGAAGAAGGCAUGGACUCAGAGAUUGGCUGCCUUAUCCGCUUCUAUGCAGGAAAACCUCACAGCACUGGUAGCUCCGAACGGAUUCAGCUCUCAGGAAUGUACAAUGUCCGCAAAGGCAAAAUGCAGUUGCCAGUGAACCGAUGGACCAGACGCCAUGUUAUCCUGUGUGGGACCUGCUUGAUAGUAUCAUCUGUGAAAGACAGCUUGACUGGAAAGAUGCAUGUUCUGCCAUUAAUUGGUGGAAAAGUAGAAGAAGUGAAAAAGCACCAGCACUGUUUAGCCUUUAGCUCCUCUGGACCUCAAAGUCAGACUUACUACAUUUGCUUUGAUACUUUCACAGAGUAUUUAAGGUGGCUACGGCAAGUUUCCAAGGUUGCUUCCCAACGCAUAAGUUCAGUGGACCUCUCCUGUUGUAGCCUGGAACAUCUGCCUGCCAACCUCUUCUACAGCCAAGACCUCACCCAUCUCAAUUUAAAACAAAACUUCCUAAGGCAAAAUCCCAGCCUCCCAGCUGCCAGGGGGCUCAGUGAACUACAAAGGUUCACCAAGUUGAAGAGUCUUAACCUUUCCAAUAAUCAUCUAGGGGACUUCCCAUUAGCAGUCUGCAGUAUUCCGACCCUGACAGAGCUGAACUUGUCCUGCAAUGCUCUGCGAGCAGUCCCAGCUGCUGUGGGGGCUAUGCACAAUUUGCAGACAUUUUUGUUGGAUGGAAACUUUCUCCAGUCCCUUCCUGCUGAGUUGGAGAACAUGCACCAGCUCAGUUAUCUUGGACUUUCAUUCAAUGAAUUCACUGACAUUCCAGAGGUGUUGGAAAAAUUAACUGCUGUGGAUAAACUUUGUAUGUCUGGAAACUGUAUGGAGACCCUUAGGCUGCAGUCUUUAAGAAGAAUGCCUCACAUUAAACAUGUGGACCUAAGAUUGAAUAUACUUAGGAAACUUACAGCAGAUGAAGUGGAGUUUCUGCAGCAUAUCACUCAGCUGGAUCUUCGAGACAAUAAACUUGGUGAUCUAGAUGCUAUGAUUUUCAACAACAUUGAAGUUCUACACUGUGAAAGAAAUCAGUUGGUGACACUAAACAUUUGUGGCUAUUUCUUAAAAGCACUCUAUGCCUCUUCUAAUGAACUUGUUCAACUUGAUGUUUACCCAGUUCCAAAUUAUUUGUCCUACAUGGAUGUUUCAAGGAACCACUUAGAAAAUGUGCCUGAAUGGGUAUGUGAAAGCCGAAAGCUAGAAGUUUUGGAUAUUGGCCAUAAUCAAAUAUGUGACCUUCCUGCUCGCUUAUUUUGUAAUAGUAGUCUCCGUAAACUGCUAGCAGGACACAACCAGUUGGCACGGUUGCCUGAAAGACUGGAAAGAACUUCAGUGGAGGUCUUGGAUGUGCAGCACAAUCAGCUCAUUGAACUACCACCUAACCUUCUUCUGAAGGCUGACAGCUUGAGAUUCCUGAAUGCAUCUGCAAACAAACUGGAAACCAUUCCUCCAGCUACACUUUCUGAAGAGACAAACAGUAUCUUACAGGAGUUGUAUUUGACAAAUAACAACCUCACAGAUAAAUGUGUGCCCUUAUUAACAGGACACCCCCGUCUAAAGAUCCUUCACAUGGCUUAUAACCGACUUCAGAGUUUUCCAGCAAGUAAAAUGGCAAAACUGGAGGAACUUGAAGAAAUUGAUAUCAGUGGGAAUAAACUGAAAGCCAUCCCAACAACGAUCAUGAAUUGCAGGCGCAUGCACACUGUGAUUGCUCACUCCAAUUGCAUUGAGGUCUUUCCUGAAGUUAUGCAGCUCCCAGAAAUCAAGUGUGUGGACCUGAGUUGUAAUGAGCUAAGUGAAGUCACUUUGCCAGAAAACCUGCCGCCCAAAUUGCAAGAACUCGACCUGACUGGAAAUCCCCGCCUUGCCCUUGACCACAAAACACUGGAACUGCUGAAUAACAUCCGCUGCUUCAAGAUUGAUCAACCUUCAGCAGGAGAUGCAUCUGGAGCCCCAGCUGUAUGGAGUCAUGGUUACACUGAAGCUUCAGGGGUGAAAAACAAGUUGUGUGUUGCAGCUCUGUCUGUGAAUAACUUCUGUGACAACCGAGAGGCCCUGUAUGGUGUAUUUGAUGGAGACCGGAAUGUGGAGGUGCCUUACCUUCUGCAGUGUACCAUGAGUGACAUUUUGGCUGAAGAGCUGCAGAAAACUAAAAAUGAAGAAGAAUACAUGGUCAAUACGUUCAUUGUUAUGCAAAGAAAACUUGGAACUGCUGGACAAAAACUUGGAGGUGCUGCUGUCCUUUGUCACAUCAAACAUGACCCUGUGGACCCAGGAGGAUCCUUUACCUUGACCUCUGCUAAUGUGGGCAAGUGCCAAACAGUUCUCUGUCGAAAUGGGAAGCCACUGCCUCUGUCCAGAUCAUACGUCAUGAGCUGUGAAGAAGAGCUGAAGAGAAUUAAGCAGCACAAGGCCAUUAUCACUGAGGAUGGCAAGGUGAAUGGAGUGACUGAGUCCACACGCAUCCUGGGCUACACCUUCCUCCACCCCAGUGUAGUACCUCGCCCCCAUGUGCAGUCUGUGCUCCUGACCCCCCAGGAUGAGUUCUUCAUCCUGGGCAGUAAGGGGCUGUGGGACAGCUUGUCCAUCGAGGAGGCUGUGGAGGCUGUGCGCAACGUGCCCGAUGCCCUGGCUGCUGCCAAGAAGCUGUGCACCCUGGCACAGAGCUAUGGCUGCCAUGACAGCAUCAGUGCUGUGGUCGUACAGCUCAGCGUCACUGAGGACAGCUUCUGUUGCUGUGAGCUCAGCACUGGCGGGAGUGUCCCACCACCCAGCCCAGGCAUCUUCCCGCCCUCAGUCAACAUGGUAAUCAAGGAUCGGCCCUCUGAUGGGCUGGGUGUGCCAUCCUCUAGCAGCGGCAUGGCGUCUGAGAUCAGUAGUGAGCUCUCUACUUCGGAGAUGAGCAGUGAGGUGGGGUCGACAGCCUCUGAUGAGCCCCCGCCUGGAGCCCUGAAUGAGAGCAGCUCUGCCUAUCUGAGUGAGCAACGCUGCAUGCUCCACCCUGUCUGUCUGUCCAACUCCUUUCAGCGCCAGCUGUCCAGCGCCACUUUCUCCAGCGCCUUCUCAGACAAUGGCCUUGACAGUGAUGAUGAAGAACCAAUUGAGGGUGUCUUCACCAACGGCAGCCGAGUGGAGGUGGAGGUGGACAUCCACUGUAUUCGGGCCAAGGAGAAGGAGAAGCAGCAGCACCUGCUACAGCUGCCAGCUGAGGCCAGCGAUGAAGGGAUUGUCAUUAGCGCCAAUGAGGAUGAGCCAGGUCUUCCCAGGAAGGCAGACUUUUCUUCUGUGGGAACCAUUGGGCGCCGCAGGCCUAAUGGCUCUGUUGCACCCCAGGAAAGGAGCCACAAUGUGAUUGAGGUUGCUGCAGACGCCCCUCUUCGGAAGCCUGGGGGCUAUUUUGCUGCCCCAGCUCAGCCAGACCCUGAUGAUCAGUUUAUUAUACCCCCAGAGCUGGAAGAAGAAGUCAAAGAGAUCAUGAAGCAUCACCAGGAGCAGCAGCAGCAGCAGCCACCACAGAUACAGCAGCAGCCACUACAGCGGCAGUUUCAGAUGGACCAGCUGCCGGACUAUUACGACACAUCACUGUGACCCAGUCUGAGUGCUGUUUUAAAAAUAAACUAACCCAGAAAGACUGAGUUGCAGGAGUCUCCCAGGCUCACAUUAAACCAGGGGUUUUACUCCAUGUCCUUCUCCCACAUUGUCCCCAGUCUAUCUUUUCAGCUAAUCUGUAGUUUCUCUUUCUGUUGGUUAGUUUAAAAAUAAUUACCACUUUUCUUCUAGCGAUGCUUUACCAAUAUGAUUUAAAUUUGUUAGCUUCAUUCCCUAACAUAUCAGAUGUACAAAGACAAAGAACAAAAGGUUUAAUAUAUUACAGAGAAAUGGUUAAUGAUAAUGUAAUAUUUUUUAAAAAGGGUUUUUGUUGUUUUGUUUGGAAGGCAGGGCAAGUUGCCAUUGCUAAGUGAUUUAAUAUUAUAAUUCUGUAUUUCUGGGGGGGCUUUUUUGUCUUGAAAAUGAUAGACAUUUGUAGAAUAUGGAGACUAACUCCUAGGAGUUGCUUUACUCUGUCAGGUGACUUAAGUCACUGGGAUUCACUAAUUUUCUCUGAGAGAACAGUUGAUUGAGAAAUUUCUAUUGUAAAUAGCUCAGUGUUAUAUAGUGAUGCUUAAAAUGUUUUGUAGUCUUGGCAUAAGGACACAGCCUACGUAACUGACUUUUCUUUUCUUUUCCUUCUGAUGAGCCUUCCCUACCCGUCCCCAGCCCCAGCUCACCUUCUGGGUGGAGGCCAGGCAGCCAGCACAGUGCGGUUCAGAUGAGGCAACUCUGAGGCCACUGAAUGAGAGCCUGCACUGAGGGGCCCGGAACCAGUUUCUUUCCUCUCCUGACCCCAUCCUCUUGACUUUUGCAGACACUUUUUAAUUGUGUUCCUUACUGCUGCCACAAUCAACAUGACUGUAUAGCGUUCCAUUAGACCAUUUACAUACCCGGAGUUAUGUUAAAGCAGAAUGCACAAAUGGACAUGUCAUAAUUUUUGUUAUAAUAA
Molecule: messenger RNA, 4888 nt
Organism: Fukomys damarensis (Damara mole-rat)
Lineage: Eukaryota; Metazoa; Chordata; Mammalia; Rodentia; Bathyergidae
Gene: Phlpp1
Product: PH domain and leucine rich repeat protein phosphatase 1
Exons: 17
Molecular function (GO): protein binding
Source: RefSeq, a predicted model, not a curated record